AUGCCUGAGACUAUCAAGUACAAACAGAUCCCUGAUACCGGCGACGACCAUGUUGAAGGCUAUGAGAAGCCUGUGGAGCGGCAAAGGCCUGGCAUCACGGCGCUUAUCUCAUUCCUAGUUGGACUGCUUACAAUGGGACUCAUCGCCGCAUGUUUCUCAAUCAUAAUGCUACCAGCCAGGCCAGUCGCACGCAUACUGCCAGAGAUUCGCAGCGGCUCUGAUCCGAUUACUGGUCUCCCAAUAUCUUGGUCUCAUGGCGACUGCGGCAACUCCCCCGAAGAAGCAAGAGCUCAAGGUUGCCGAUACAGCAUCGUUCUUCACGCUUGGCUACCAAAGUCCUGUCUAGCAGAAGACGACGAAGAAGACACCAAAGACAUGUAUAAUGGCCGCAAUUGGCCUCUUACAGCAGCGUCAGGCCAGAACCUCACAAUGGAGGAGUUCAGUUCUGGCGACUAUGGUCAUUUUGUGACGACAUUUGACUGGCAUGUCACUCACUGCAUGUAUGUUUGGAAGCGUCUGCAUAGGGUGAUGUUGGAUCCGACAAAGGAACUCGAUUCUUACACAGCAAAUUAUCACCAUACGAGCCAUUGUGUGAAGAUGAUAGGAGGUGAUGCUGGGGGGAUGAAGGACUCUGGUACAAAGGUGUUUGUAAAGUAUCCCAAGUGUGCGAAGUAG
This is a messenger RNA of Fusarium sp. VM40, 675 nucleotides long. The record is from the annotation of a GenBank genome assembly. Lineage: Eukaryota; Fungi; Ascomycota; Sordariomycetes; Hypocreales; Nectriaceae.